Molecule: messenger RNA, 1578 nt
Organism: Myodes glareolus (Bank vole)
Lineage: Eukaryota; Metazoa; Chordata; Mammalia; Rodentia; Cricetidae
Source: RefSeq, a predicted model, not a curated record
AUGGGGGUGUCCUUGGUGAUUCUCUGCCAAGAGGGCACACUCUGGCAGGGGCUCCUGCUCACAGCCACACUUUUAGGCUGCUGCCUAUCCACCACUGACUAUAUCACCGUUAAAUCUGUCCCACCCGAUGUGGCCAGUGGAGAAGAUGUCCUUCUCCAUGUCCACAAUCUGCCAGAGGAUCUUCUAGCCUUCGCCUGGUUCAAAGGGGCAACAAGCAUGAAGCAUGGAAUUGCAGUAUAUGCGCUGAACAAAAAUUUAAGUGCGACAGGGCCUGCACAUAGUGGUAGAGAGACAGUGUACCACAAUGGAUCCAUGCUGCUCCAAAGUGUCACCGAGAAGGACACAGGAUUCUAUACCCUACGAACCUUAGACAGACAUGGAGAGAUUGUGUCAACAACAACCAUGCACCUCUAUGUGUACCAGACCAAGGCCAGGACACGCAGAGUGCAGCCCCAGGGCCAGCUGCUAUUUUCUCAUGUCACAGCUUUCCUUUGGACCUGCGGGCGCCUUGAUACUUCUGCCCAGCCCACUGUUGAAUCAGUGCCACCCAGGGUUGUUGAAGGAGGAAGUGUUCUUCUACUCGUUCACAAUCCACCAGAAAAUAUUGUAGCCUAUAUCUGGUUCAAAGAGAUGACUGUGUUCAGGAAAGUUGAGAUUGCCCAAUAUAUAAUAGAUAGGAAAUCAACUGUGUGGGGGUCAGCAUACAGUGGUCGAGAGACGUUGCACAGUGAUGGAUCCCUGCUGCUUUAUGGUGUCACUCAGAAGGACUCUGGAUUGUACACCCUACGAAUCCUGAGAACAGACAUGAGAAGUGAAGAGACACAGGUGCAACUUCAGGUCCACACUUCCCUUUCUCUGUGCUGCAACCCUCUCGCUUCUUCCCGGUUCAUGAUCCAAGCGGUGCCUCUGUAUGCUGCUGAAGGGGAAGGCAUUGUUCUCCAAGUUCAUAAUCUUCCACAAGAUCUGCUAGCCUUUACCUGGUACAAAUCAAAGAAUAACAUCCAGGUCCUUAAAAUUGUAGAAUACAGCAGAGCCAUGAAUUCCAUCUCCUGGGGGCCUGAAAGCAAAAGAAGAGGGAUGAUGUUAAGUGAUGGAUCCCUCAUGUUCCAGGUCACUGAGAAAGAUGCAGGAAUGUACACACUAGAAGUUUUAAACAAAGAUUUCAAAAUUGAAAGAGCAUACGUGGAAUUUUAUGUAAAGAAGUCUGUGACACAGCCCUUUGUGCGAAUCAGUGACACCACAGUUGCAGGACAUAGAUCUGUGGUCUUCACCUGCAUUUCACCUGACACUGAUGUCUCCAUCCGUUGGAUCUUCAACAACCAGAGUCUGCAUCACCUAGAGAGGAUGACUCUGUCCCCAACAAAGUGUGGACUCAGAAUAGAUCCUGUCAGGAGUGAGGAUGCUGGAGAAUACAAGUGUGAGGUCUCCAACCGAGUCAGUUCAAAGACCAGUCUCCCAGUCACCCUGGAUGUGAUGAAUGAGUGACCUCACCUCUCAUCCUACAGCAGAGUGGGGGGGCAUUUCUUUCUUUCUUUCUUUCUUUCUUUCUUUCUUUCUUUCUUUCUUUCUUUCUUUAAA